AUGGUACAGUAUUCUGCAUUGCUGCCCUUACUCAUUGGGUCUGCUUCGGCAUGGCUCCCACAAGAGCGCGAAUUGGCCGCAUUCAACCAGACAGCUCGCUUCGAGCAACUUGGCAAGCGAUUUGAACCACACUUGGCCAGCGGCAUCACCAAAAUUCGCGGCGUCAACUUCGGAGGAUGGCUCGUAGGUGAGAAAUGGAUGCAGGAGAAAGAAUGGGCCAACGUGCUCCAAUGCGGCAAUUCAGCAUCCGAGUUUGACUGCAUGAAUGACCACUACAAGGGAUCAAACCGUGAGACAGGAAACCAGAGAUUUGAACAACACUGGAAAACCUGGAUCAACGCCGAUAGUGUUCAGUCUGUCCACGAUGUUGGACUGAACACCAUCAGAAUCCCAAUUGGAUACUGGUCCUACACGGAUAUCGUGGACAAGGCCAGUGAACCCUUCGCCGACGGCAACCGCAUGCUGCCUUAUCUCGACGCUGUUGUCAAGAAGGCUGCUGACCUUGGUAUUUACGUCAUCAUCGAUCUUCACGGUGCUCCUGGCGGUCAGCAGGAAGAUGUCUUCACGGGCCAGAACAACAAGCCGGCUGGAUUCUUCAACGAUUACAAUUUUGGCCGUGCGGAGAAGUGGCUCGCCUGGAUGACAGACCGUAUUCACAACAACCCCGCGUACUCCUCAGUGGGAAUGAUCGAGGUCCUCAACGAACCAGUCUCCAAGCACGACGGCGGUAACCGCUAUCCUGCUCCCGGCCAGGACCCAGGAUUGAUCCAGAAGUACUACCCUGGCGCCCUAAAAGCCGUCCGCGACACUGAGAGCAGACUCAACGUCCCCAACGACAAGAAGCUGCAUGUCCAGUUUAUGUCUAGCAAAUGGGACUCUGGCAACCCUCGCUCCGUCUCCGCUGUAGCCAACGACGGCCUCACCGCCUUCGACGACCACAACUACAUUGGCUUCGCGCUGCAGGGCGACAGUAGAGGUGACGCAUACUCGCUCAUGCACAGCGCUUGCACCGAUCACCGCACCGUCAGCGGCCAGGACUUCACCUUUACUGGCGAAUGGAGCAUGACGUCCAACUACGACUGGAAGGACAAGGAGUUCUUCAACAAGUUCUUCACGGCUCAGCAGCAGCUGUACGAGGAGCCUGGUAUGGCUGGGUGGGUGUACUGGACGUGGAAGACGGAGACGGAUGAUCCCAGAUGGACCUAUUCUUAUGCUACGUAUCUGGGAUACAUUCCUACUGACGCUGCUGGGUUGCAGAAGAAUGUUUAUCGGGAUGUUUGUGCGGGCUAUAGAUAA
Messenger RNA from Fusarium sp. VM40, 1296 nucleotides. NCBI's taxonomy places the organism in Eukaryota, Fungi, Ascomycota, Sordariomycetes, Hypocreales, Nectriaceae. The record is from the annotation of a GenBank genome assembly.